This is a messenger RNA of Paramuricea clavata, 6047 nucleotides long. NCBI's taxonomy places the organism in Eukaryota, Metazoa, Cnidaria, Anthozoa, Malacalcyonacea, Plexauridae. The record is from the annotation of a GenBank genome assembly.
CAUUAACAUUAAAUGCUUGAUGGAAUUGCAUCCCAUGAAGUGCGGCAGCAUCACGUUUUCAACGAAACACAACAGACUGAUACUUGCUGUUACAGCUCGACAACUGGCUUCUGUAGCUCAGUUGGUUCGAAUGCUGCACAAGAAUUUUGGGGCCAAUGGUUCGAUUCCAGCCAGAGAGCUAGUAUUCGCAACCGUUCCUAGUUAGGUCCAGUGUGUAUAUAAUAGUGUAUAUAUAUAUAUAUAUAUAUAUAUGCUCACUUGGAUUAUCUACCAAACCCAGCAUUCAUCAACCAACAUUAUACUUAAACGCAUUAAUAAUUGGUCUCCUAAAAUGUUGAGGAUACCUAGUCAUCGUAUAGUUCUGGAUAGUUGCUGUGUAUUUAUGUACAGUAGCGUGCCUGAUGGAAAAUCGAUUAAAUUAACAGCACAAACGCGACUCUCAUUACAAUUGGGCAUAACAUACACGUCAAAUCUCUCUUGGUCAAAACAUAUUUUAAGUAUAGAAAAACACAUUGUGACGUAGGCUGCCUAAAUAAAAAUUGAUUGAUUGAAAAUAUAAGCUUGGUAGGUCAACAGUGAUAUGUUUAUAUAAAUGUCUCAUUCGACCUUUAAUGGAAUAUCCAGAUAUUAUAUGGGAUGUACUUUUGAGGAAGCGAAUAUUUUAGAAGGAAUAGAAAUCAGCAGAUAUAGGAAUAGUUUAUUGGAAGAAUUCUGUUGGGAGGAUUUAAAAACUAGGGGGCAUAUUCAUAAAUUAUCUUUGAACGUAAACAUAGAUAUCUUAUAUACACUAGAUAGCGCAUCUCUUUUAGUAAAAUUGAAGCAAAGAAUAUUCCAGCGGUUACCCCCAUUUGAAUAGAUGGCGGGCCAUGUUGGUCGUUCCCACUUGCUAAUGAACGCUUAAAAACAACAAUAACUUUCAUUAUUUGAAUAGUUUAAAAACGUGUUUGGAAUAGGGUUAACUUAAUGUUUAAGAAAUGGAAUACAUACGAAUCUUCUCAUUUCAUGGGAACGACCUGAGACUGCAAUCACGGCUUCAAUUUUUGAAUUGCAGAAUAAUUAGUUGCACUAUAUAGUGUAUAUAAGAUAUCUGUGAACGUAAAGUACAGCACCAUAGAACAAAGAUCCAUAUAGAAGGGCCACUUACGUCGGAAGCUUUGAAGUUUCUGUCCUCGCGCAUGUCGCAUUACGCAUGUUGGCCGCCAUUUUCCUAGCCAGUCAAUGACAUUUUCUGGCCAAUAAACACGCUGUACUGGCUGGCUGCUCCGCCUUCUGGCCAGUAAACUGCAUAUUUUUGCAUAAAAAAACGAGGACACGUUGCACCGCUGAGUGGCCCUUCUGUUACUUAUCUUUAUUCUGUGACAACACAUCAUCGGUUUUAAUACACUCUUAUAAAAAAGGGCUGUUUUGAGAAAUUUUGAGAACUGUUCUUCGAUGCUAUAUUAUAAUAUAGCAUUUGUAAAUUCUGAACGCUGAUGGGAUUUUUUUCUAUCUUUGUACACGCCCCUCGUGGAAAUCAGCUUCGGUUGAACGGCGUCAUCGUGUAUAAAUAAAGUUUUUAUCUAUCUCUAUCUCUAACCGUACUGAUGCGGAUUAUCCGGACGUAGACGUAUGAUGCGGAUCAUUGUCUCAUGGAUUAACUUCCAGCGGAGAAAACUAGACUAUUAGGAAACCGUGGGUAUAUUCUCCCACGUGUUUAAAGGAGUUUUAUAAAUAGAUGUCUCUUCGAUUUACUUUAGUGCUGUGUGUUUUUAUGCGCUUGACUAUCUUGUAAACGCGUUUGUUGCGCAGUACGUUGUACUGAAGACUAUACCACAACUCUUGACAAUCUUCGUAAAUAAAUUCGACACAAUCUCCCUUGAUGAGCAACGCUCUUGGAGAGAAUGUCAAAAUAUGUUUAAAUAUAAAAACCUCCGUGUGAUUGAAAGCUGAUCGCAUUAAAAACUCUCCAGUGGUUUAAGGGUUGGAUCCUCUGGUUUUCCUUGUUCAAUAGAGAUCAACCCUUAAACCUUUGUUGUCGAGCACCUGUCUCAUGAAUGUCGAGUGAUUUUGUGUAGUUGUCAAUAAAUAAACAUUUAUCAUUACUGUUUUUAGAUUCACCGGCAACUUUCACACCUGUCAUUCAAUUCAAUCCACUAAGCGGUAAGUAUGUUGCCUUCAAGUUUGCGCGCCAGAAAAUAUCAACCAUAUUUCUGCUCGCAAACUAUCGCGAAUACCUUUCAAGACCAGCUCGUGAGUUUUACACACACCUCUGAAAAUAUAUGCAACAGUGCGCUAUUUUUAACCUAGGUAACGCGACUGUUAUUGAGAACGGAUAUGAAACACAACCUGUCCAAAAGCAAAGCAAAGAUACUGGUGCCACUGGUACGUGUAAAUAGAUUUUUCCACGUUUACAAAGACGCUCUAAACAUAAAUUUCAAAUUUGCCUUCAAAUUUGCGCGCCAAUCAUAUUUCUGCUCGUAAACUACCAGGAAUGCAUUUCAAGACCAGUCCAUGAGUUUUACCCACACCUCUGAAACACAUACAUACAUACACACACAGGGACGCCGGAACGAUAAAAAGGCAAAGGGGGGCAAACGCACACCAAAGGGGCACCUCUAUAGAUCCCGGUGAAGAUAUAAACCUCAAUAAUAUGUUGACUUGCCAAUGAAAGCAAACGCACUUAAUCAGGUCACAUUCAAGAUCACACCUCAUGAUUUUGCCCAAAAAGCAUCACUGGAAUGUGAUUUAUCAGGUAGUAUUUUACAACUCAAAGGGCACUUCUGCCCCCCCCCCUUGCCCCUCCUAGCUGAAGGCAAGAGGGGCAGCUGCCCCCCCCCCCCCCUCCCCAGUUCCGGCGUCCCUGUACACACACCUCUGAAAAUAACGAACAGUGCGCUAUUUUUAACCUAGAUAACGCGACUGCUAUGGAGAAUGGACAUGAAAUACACCCGGUCCAAAAGCAAAGCAAAGCUGCUGGUGUUACUGGUGCGUGUUUCUUACUAAAUAGAUUUCUCGACGUUUACAAACUCUAAACGUAAUUCUUAGAUCUACAUAUUGAAUAUACACUAACAAGUUGUUUUGUCUUUUAGGUUUUAAUAAUCAAGCUUUUGCACCAGUCACACCCACAGCACCACCUCCCGAGGCCUGUAACGGUAGGUUCCCUUCGCGACACAGCGCAUGUUUCGAACAGUUUAGAACUGAUAUUCAGCAUAAAUAAAGUUAGUUUAGUUUAGGUUUCCUCCUGUAGUAACACUGAUCAAUAAGAGAUGAUCCUUACUGGACCUCUAGGAAGAACAGUUUAGAACUGAUAGAGCUAUUCAGCAUAAAUAAAGUUAGUUUAGUUUAGGUUUCCUCCUGUAGUAACACUGGCUCAAUAAGAGAUGACUCUUACUGGACCUCUAGGAAGAACAGUUUAGAACUGAUAGAGCUAUUCAGCAUAAAUAAAGUUAGUUUAGUUUAGGGGUUUCCUCCUGUAAUAACACUGAAUCAAUAAGAGAUUAUCCUUACUGGACCUCUAGGAAGAACAGUUUAGAACUGAUAGAGCUAUCCAGUAUAAAUAAAGUUAGUUUAGUUUAAGUUUCCUCCUGUAGUAACACUGAAUCAAUAAGAGAUGAUCAUUACUGGACUUCUAGGAAGAACAGUUUAGAACUGAUAGAGCUAUCCAGUAUAAAUAAAGUGACUUUAGUUUAGGUUUCCUCCUGUAGUAACACUGGAUCAAUAAGAGAUGAUCCUUACUGGACCUCUAGGAAGAACAGUUUAGAACUGAUAGAGCUAUUCAGUUUUCUUAGAACUGGUAGAGUUAUUAAUUCUACAACAGUUCAUUUAGUUUGGUUAUUUUUCAAUUUUUAAAGAAGACGAGUAUGUGGUACCAAACUACCCCCGUGGCCCUGCAGGUAAUGGUAGAUUACCAUCAGUCGAAACAAGUGGUAAGUGAGCUGUGUUUUCUUCGCUAGCGGAAAGUAUCACAACAGAGGAAGGUGUGCUAACCAGAUUACACUACUACAAAAACCCAUUAGGGUGCAUUGCGCCAAAAUGCGCCCAUUUUACUCUGUCUAAUGCCAGACGAUGUUACUUGUCCAGGAGGAAAGCAAUGGGUUAAUUUUAAACGAGUCAAUUUACAAAACAUUUUGUUUUUUCCCCCAGAAAGAGCACUUCCAGCAAUAAAAAAUAAACCACGGCUUCCUAGUAUUGCAAAUAAAAAAAGUAAGUCAGCUAUAUUAAGAACAAAUAGGUCAUGCAGAAAUAGUACAUGUUCUUGAAUGUGGGCUACCUUAAAGUGAUCUGAUGGUGUACAGAACUCACUGCUGAGUUAAGCAUGGUUAGAUCAUACAGAGGUAGUAGAUGUUCUUGAAUGUGAGCUACCUUAAAGUGAUCUGAUGUUGUACAGAACUCACUGCUGAGUUAAGCAUGGUUAGAUCAUGCAGAGGUAGUACGUGUUCUUGAAUGUGAGCUAUCUUAAAGUGAUCUGAUGUUAUACAGAACUCACUGCUGAGUUAAGCAUGGUUAGAUGAUACAGAGGUAGUACAUGUUCUUGAAUGUGGGCUAUCUUAAAGUGAUCUGAUGUUGUACAGAACUCACUGCUGAGUUAAGCAUGGUUAGAUCAUACAGAGGUAGUACAUGUUCUUGAAUGUGAGCUACCUUAAAGUGAUCUGAUGUUGUACAGAACUCACUGCUGAGUUAAGCAUGGUUAGAUCAUACAGAGGUUGUACAUGUUCUUGAAUGUGAGCUACCUUAAAGUGAUCUGAUGUUGUACAGAACUCACUGCUGAGUUAAGCAUGGUUAGAUCAUACAGAGGUAGUACAUGUUCUUGAAUGUGAGCUACCUUAAAGUGAUCUGAUGUUAUACAGAACUCACUGCCAAGUUAAGCAUGACUAGAUCAUACAGAGGUAGUACAUGUUCUUGAAUGUGGGCUACCUUAAAGUGAUCUGAUGUUGUACAGAACUCACUGCUGAGUUAAGCAUGGUUAGAUCAUGCAGAGGUAGUACAUGUUCUUGAAUGUGAGCUACCUUAAAGUGAUGUGAUGUUGUACAGAACUCACUGCCAAGUUAAGCAUGACUAGAUCAUGCAGAGGUAGUACAUGUUCUUGAAUGUGGGCUACCUUAAAGUGAUCUGAUGUUGUACAGAACUCACUGCUGAGUUAAGCAUGGUUAGAUCAUACAGAGGUAGUACAUGUUCUUGAAUGUGAGCUAUCUUAAAGUGAUCUGAUGUUGUACAGAACUCACUGCUGAGUUAAGCAUGGUUAGAUCAUACAGAGGUAGUACAUGUUCUUGAAUGUGGGCUACCUUAAAGUGAUCUGAUGUUGUACAGAACUCACUGCUGAGUUAAGCAUGGUUAGAUCAUAUAGAGGUAGUACGUGUUCUUGAAUGUGAGCUACCUAAAGUGAUCUGAUGUUGUACAGAACUCGCUGCCGAGUUAAACAUGACUAGAUCAUACAGAGGUAGUACAUGUUCCCUACCAAUGCAUGACUUUUGUAUAGCAUGAGAAUAUGAGAUAAUUUCGUAACUAACAUAAACUUACUUCCAUUUUCAGAACGUGCUCCAAACUUGGAAAAAGGAGAAGAUGCUUACGAAAACGUAACUUAGUUUAAAGAGAAGCACUUUUCACAAAAGACAAAGAUUGACCUUUGCUGGAUUAAAACAUUACAUACGCGGCGAUUAAAAAGAGGUUAUGAACAACAUGGAUGUAUAUUCGAUCAUUAAUUAUAAUAGAAGUAAUAAUAUUAUAAGUAAUCAUUUUCAUUGACAUUAUUUAAAUCAUGGGCCAAUAUUAUCAGUAAUGUUUCCAGGUUUGUCCACCUUUGGGAAACAUGGCUAGGAAACAAUGUUUCCAGGUUUGUUCACCUUUGGGAAACAUGGCUAGGAAACAAUGUUUCCAGGUUUGUCCACCUUUGGGAAACAUGGCUAGGAAACAAUGUUUCCAGGUUUGUCCACCUUUGGGAAACAUGGCUAUAGGAAUCAAGAUCUAGAGCUUUGAAAACGAAAGUGUAAAAUAUGUGCCAUUUUAGAUUUUAUACACGACGUUUGUAAAUUGAUGUUAGAUUAAAAAAAAAUAUAGAUUUUCAUACUGUA